This is a messenger RNA of Cydia fagiglandana, 4485 nucleotides long. It is a transcript of the gene scramb1, whose product is annotated as phospholipid scramblase 2. Gene Ontology annotation, cellular component: plasma membrane. Bases 265 to 1374 code for a protein of 369 amino acids. The transcript has 6 exons. Gene Ontology annotation, biological process: plasma membrane phospholipid scrambling. Gene Ontology annotation, molecular function: phospholipid scramblase activity. Lineage: Eukaryota; Metazoa; Arthropoda; Insecta; Lepidoptera; Tortricidae. The record is from RefSeq and is a predicted model, not a curated record.
UUUCAUUGUUGUCAUUGUCAAUGUCAGAAAUUCAGAAUAGAUGGUUCUGACAGAACCCAAACUCACGGGAGUAGCUACCCGGCUAGCUAGGAAUACUGUGCCAAAUUGACAAAUAUUCUUUAUUCUAGUCAAGGCCAUGACCCCCAAUUUGUCUGCAAAAUAAGGCGGCGCCAAAGUGAAUUGGAGAAGGCAAGGCGUGGUCCGUGAAAGUUGGAGAUUAUUAUUUUUGGAUUACAAUAUCGAGAAAUUAUCUGAGUGACCAUCAUGUCCCACAAACCAACGCCUUAUUCCCCGAAUUUCCCGCCGAGUCAAGGCUACGGACCCCCAUCUGAAGACGAGAAGACCAAAGAGAGCUACCCUCUUGCUCAGACAGGGUACCCUAACGCUCCUCCAGUCGGAUACCCAGGCCCCCCUGGUCCGCUUGCACCUCCGGGGGCACCUCCCGGCCCGCCUGGGCCUCCUUUACCUCCUGGCACUCAAGCUGGCUUUCAACCCGGCUUCCAACCUGGUUUUCAGCCCGGUUUUCAGCCUGGAUUCUCGCCGGGCUACCCGCAGCCACAACCGCAGCAAGGGUACCCGCAACCACAACCUCAGCAAGGAUACCCGCACCAAGGGUACCCCGCGCCUGUCGUACAGCAGCCUGUUCCGCAAGGUGCUCCAGGUGGAUGGAUGAGUAUUCCGACAGGCCUCACCAACUGCCCCCCAGGUCUAGAAUACCUCUCCAUGAUCAACCAGCUCCUGGUCCACCAGAAGGUCGAGCUGCUGGAGGCGUUCGUGGGCUUCGAGACCAACAACAAGUACACCAUAAAGAACAGCGUCGGGCAGAAGGUGUACUUCGCCGUCGAGGACAACGACUGUUGCACGAGGAUGUGCUGCGGACCGAUGCGGCCGUUCGACAUGAAGAUCUUAGACAACUUCCAGAACGAGGUUAUCCAUUUGCGUCGGCCGCUCGCCUGCUCGACAUGCUGGUGCCCUUGCUGGCUUCAAUCCAUGGAGGUCACUGCGCCGCCCGGCACCGUUAUCGGAUCCAUCGAGCAGGAGUGGUCCAUCUGCAAACCUAGCUUUGUCAUUAAGAAUGCCGCCGGCGACGUGGUGCUCAGGAUCAAGGGCCCGUUUUGCACUUACUCGAUUUGCGGCGAUGUUAGUUUCAAGGUGUACUCCAAAGACGGCGAAAACAAGGUCGGCAAAAUAACGAAGCAGUGGUCGGGACUGGCUCGCGAGGCGUUCACGGACGCGGACUACUUCGGGAUCAGCUUCCCCAUGGACCUGGACGUCAGGAUCAAGGCUGUGCUGCUCGGGGCCUGCUUCCUUAUUGACUUCAUGUUCUUCGAAAAAUCCGGAAACCAGGAGAAUGACGGGGCCGGAAUGUUGUAACAAAACAGUCAUUGUAAUGGGGAAGGUGCAAAAGAAACAUUUACAACAUAUUCUUAAUCAAUGAGACCGAAGUAGGUAGUGUCUAAAAGCCGUAACAGGCUACCGCACCGCACCGCGACCUUAAUGCGGUCAAAAUAUCUCUUUCUCGCUCUAACUUAUAGCUGCUUCCUUAACGCACGUACUGCGACCACCUUACAGACUAUCGAUAUGUGCGCCGCACCGCACCAAGGUCGCGGUGCGGUAGUCUGUUACGGCUAAUGAUCAACCACACCGGAAAAAACCAGAGAAAGAUUUACCUCCCAAAUUGACGUGGCAUAGUUGUGUCACACGUUGCGUUAUUUUCAUUUAUUUUCUCGGCAAACUGUGCCUCAACGUCUUUUAACCCCUCAACUCCCAGGGGUCUAAUUUGCCAGCUAACAAACCUCCUGUAUUUUUAAGUUUAGAAUUGAAUUUUGGGUCUCUUCUCUGUCCGACUCGAUAUAAAGCCGGUGAGAAGCGAGGGUUCAAGCUUCGGUGUGGUCGAUCCUUUUUGAGAUUAAUUGUGAAAAUAAGAUAUAAAAAAAACUUAAUUUCGGCUAUUGGUUUUGCUGUCAAUAGUUUAAACAUUACUUUUAGACGUUUCAUAUUUCAAUGAUAAUAGAAGACAACCGUGUGCCGUGUACUUAAACGCGCCAAAAAGAUAUAUUUAGUAAAAAUGUACACGAUAACACGGAAAAUGACACGUUAAUAAAUCGAAUUUUUGAUAGUUUUCACGAAUUGCUAACUUGCCUUAGUUGGGUUUUAUUGGCGAUUAGUUGGGUUCUUUACAAUAUAAACAGUUCUUGUGAUGACAAUACCUGAAAAUUGCAUAUUAUUUAUGUAAUAUAAUACUAGAAUUCUUCCCCACUGCACAAUUAGUUAAGGCACUAGAGUAAAAACAAGCCUAUCUUAGGUGCUUUUUCAACGUAAUAAUAUUUGAUAAAGUAUUUACAAUAUGUUAUUUACCUUUUUUAUUGCUGGUUAUACAUUUCUUAUUACUUAGUUUUAUGAAUCUCGUAUGAAGAAUCUUAUCGCGCACACUAUUAUUUUGCUUUGAUACAUAAGUGUAGCUUUAUACAUUUCAAAUAUUUCAAUCUAUAAACUGAAGAAUUUGUUAUGUAACGGUGGCCUUCGAUUUUGUAAUUCAUAUUUUCUAGAGUGAAUAAUAUACAAAUAUGACGCUUAAAACCUUUACCUACCUUUAUACGAUCUGAGUGAGAAAACUGAAAUUGUUUUAGUCGUUUUUAGACCGAGCGGGGUGGCAUGUAAGAGUUAUAUUUUAGCGUAAUGUUUAUGAAUUUUGUUUAUUUCUGGCCAUCAGGUUGUGCUCUAUGUUAUUAGUGAUUUAUUAUAUUUUGGCUAUAUUAAAAAACUUUAAAGGGACCCACUGAUUAACAGUCCGCCGGACGGUAUCGGCCUGUCGGUUAGAACAAAAUGUUGACAGUUCCGAACAACUGACAGGCCGAUACCGUCCGGCGGACUGUUAAUCAGUGGGCCCCUUAAGAGGAUUGAGUUAACGUGUGCGUAAUGCGCGGUAUCGCUUUCUACUUAGUCGUAGUUUAUUAAUAUUAAAUACUGAUAAUAUAAUGUAAAAUUGAGACUGGCGUGAUCAUCGUAGGUAUUUUAGCCACGUACAACAAAUCUAAACUUUCCUACAGACAACGUAUACUAUGAAUAUAAACUGUAUGAAGAUGUAUAGAUGCGCGCUACUCUAAUAUACAUAAUAGUUUACACAGAAGCAAUAAAAUGUCUAUUAUAAACUUAAUAACCUUUUAGCACAGUCAAGUCAAGUGUAAAAAUAUGAGUGCAUACAACUUACUCAAAUAUAGGUAUGUCCAGUUCUUGAUUCGCUGACAUAAGAAAUAUGUCCCAUAACAUUUUUGAGUAGGUAUGAUGAGUGCACUCAAUUUUUUACAGUUGACUAUACCUACAUGUACUUACUUAUUUUACGAAAUUGAGUCGUAUAAUUCAUACAUACUUACAUUUAUAUUCCAUGUUGUUAGGUAUCUAGGUAGCCACCUUUUUUAAGGCCUUUUCAGACUGUACGAAAGCAUUAAGUACUAAUAAGUUUAAAUUUUUCCUUGUACAAGGAAAAAUUACGUCAAAUAUGUUUACGCUUUUGCAUCUUACUCCUUUGUAAUAAGGCGGAAAUUGUAAUCAUAUCUUUGACGUCGACUGGAGUAGCUCUUUUAUCCUUACCAAAAAGUUAUUGAUUGUAGAAAAAACGUGUCCCUGAGUUUGACAACCAUACAAGAUGUCGCCAAACGGUGCCAUAUAUUUUGUGGCACUUGACUUGUUAAUCGUCAACUUUUGACAACCAAUUGUUCGGGAAAGUACCUAGAACGUUAUCUAAAACUAGGAGGAUGUUUUUUUCUUACAAGAGGUAUUAAACCUCUUGUGUAGACCUCUUCUACUGUAAAUAACUCUUUGUUCUUACUAAAAAAUACUUAAAGUACAUAGAUUACAUAUACAAAACGAAUUUUAUGCAAAUGUUGUACACGGGUAAAAUCCUUGUUCCUAUUAUUCUUAUGUAUAUGACUAUAAUACUCCCCACAUGGGUUGUAUUUAAACUUAAUUAUAAAAUGUAAUAUGUACCUAUACAAAACAUAAUAAUGGCGCCAAAUUCAUUUUAGUAAUUUCAAAUAAUCUUAACAAAGUAAUAUUGGCUUGGUUAUGUUAUCUUACGGCUGUAAUUGCAUUUUAGUGUUUAAUUUUAGAGUGUUGGUAGCGGCUGACAAUAAUAAUGUAUUUUAUGAUUACAGCCUUAAAUACUACUAAUACUUUACUUGAAAAGACUAUCGCUUCCUUCAACCAAGCAAUGACAGUCGGAAGAGUGCCUACCACGAACAUCGAAAAUCCAAGUUUCGUUUCCUCGUAUUGGGAUGCUAUAGGUAAGUAUAUACAAUUUUCGAUGUUCGUGGUAGCUUUUCCGGAGUCUUAUCUCAUUAGAAUUACUUUUUUUUAUAUUUUUGCAUGAGAGUGUUUUUAUAUUGCUGUGACAUUCUAUAUAAACGUUACCUUUUUACUUAAGCAUUGUGAAUCGUCUUAUGGAUUGCACAUUAUAAUGGAAAUUCAAUAAAUCUUUACAUACAA